AUGACGUCCUACCUGACUGCAAAGCUUGUCGGCGAGGGGUAUGCCCGGCCGAACGCAGACAGCGAUCUGCCGAUAGAUGUCCAGUACACCAAGCUCAGCGAAUGGCUGGUGGACCGCAAGCAGGUGCCCGCCGACUGGAACCGCAAGCUGCAGGCCAUCCAAGCCAAGGCGGCGGCGGCAGUGCGGGAGCUGCCGCCGGGCUUCCUGGGCCAGUUUGAAGGCGGCGAGGAUGCCCCGCUCGACUACUUCCAGGCCCAGAGGGUGCUGGCCAAGCUGAGCGAGACCGCGGAGAAGAGCCUGCUGGGGUCGCUGAAAGGGGCGGCGGGCGAAUGGGACAAGGUGGUGCGAGCCUACGAGUACAACCUCAUCUAUUUGGCGGAGGCGGCACAGACGCUGUGCCGCAACGCCGACUUCGAGAUCCCGUUCUUGAAGAAGCAGGCCGCCAAGUGCCAGCAGCAGCUGGCAGACCUGGAGAAGCGCAAGGCGGAGGCGGGCAGGAGCGCGGCGGCGGCGGCGGCGGAAUUCCAGCAGGCGCGUGAGUGUUCGGCGCUGGGCAUCGACUGCUCCAACAUUCGGGGCGGGCUGCUGGGCCUAACCGCCGAGCUACCCGCGCUGGCGGCGGCGGCGGUGGAGGCGCUGCAGGCGGAGGGCGUGAGCCAGGGCAUGCAGUACUAUGCUUCGGUUGCCGGCAGCCAGCAGCAGGAGCAGGGGGAGGCAGCCCUGCUCCCUGUGCUGGCAGAGGUGCGAGAGGGGCGCACUGAGGCGCCCGCAGCGGCGGCGGCGGCAGAGGCGCCGGCGCGCUCGGCCAGCGGCGACGGCGGCGAUGCGGCCGCGGCCGACAGCGGCGGCAGCGCCGCGACGGGGCUGCAGCUGGAUUGGGAUCUGGGCGCGGCGCUGGGGGCGGCUGGCGGGGAGGAGGCCGGCGGCGGCGGCGCGGCGGUACCGGCGGCGGGGAUCAGCUGGGACCUGGAUGCUUCUGACCUGGCAGCCGCUGCAGAAGACGGCGGCGAUGAUGCGGCAGGCGCAGGGGGCGGCGCCGCAGGCGGCAUCAGCUGGGAGGUAGAGGUGGACCCUGCUGACGUGGCGGCUGCUGCUGACGUGGCAGCUGACGUGGCGGCUGAGGUGGCGCCAGCUGAGAUCGCCUGGGACAUCGACAUCAGCGGCGUGGGCGAGGAGUCGGAGCAGCAGGAGCAGCAGCUGGCAGGGGCGCGGCAGCAGGGCGCGGGCGCAGGCGAAGCGGACGGCCCAUCCGCGGCUGCUGCUGCUGCGGCGGCGGCGGACGAGCCCGCCACCAUCCGGCGGCUGAUCGAGGAUGCCGCCUACCGGGCCCGCCUGCUGGAUGACCUGUAUGAGCUGAGGGCCUUCCUCAUGCAGCGCUGCCGCGAGCUGUCGGGGCGCAGCAGCGAGCUGCUGCUGGCGGCUGCUGCCGAGGGGGGGCUCCACGUCAGCGCCGACCAGGCGACAGACAUGGUCGGCGCGGUCGACGAGGCGCUGGCGCGGUUUGGGGGCGACAAGCUGAAGCAGCUGAUUGCGCUGCGCACCAGCAGCCACUACCUGGACCGUCUGGCGGCGGGGCUGCAGCAGAAGGCGGCGCAGGAAGCCAAGGCGGCGGCCGAGGCGGAGGCGCGGCGUGGCGGCAUCCAGAGUCAGCUCAUGGCCGACUCGGCCAAGCUGGCGGUGCUGGUGAAGCACACGCGGCAGGCCAAGGAGGAGGUGGAGCGGGCGCUGUCGGCCAAGCUGGGGCGCCGCAUCAACGUCAUGGGGGAGGUCAACCAGCUGCUGGUGUAG
Messenger RNA from Chlorella variabilis, 1788 nucleotides. RefSeq lists its product as hypothetical. Gene Ontology annotation, cellular component: endomembrane system. The record is from RefSeq and is a predicted model, not a curated record. Bases 1 to 1788 code for a protein of 595 amino acids. Gene Ontology annotation, biological process: regulation of cyclin-dependent protein serine/threonine kinase activity; regulation of mitotic cell cycle. Lineage: Eukaryota; Viridiplantae; Chlorophyta; Trebouxiophyceae; Chlorellales; Chlorellaceae. The transcript is spliced from 9 exons.